Pseudozyma flocculosa PF-1 is the source of this 609-nucleotide messenger RNA. RefSeq lists its product as uncharacterized. The record is from RefSeq and is a predicted model, not a curated record. NCBI's taxonomy places the organism in Eukaryota, Fungi, Basidiomycota, Ustilaginomycetes, Ustilaginales, Ustilaginaceae. Bases 1 to 609 code for a protein of 202 amino acids. The transcript is spliced from 7 exons.
AUGAGCGAUCCACUCCCAUUCCACUGGUACUUCUUUUUCGGCAUCCUCGAGCCCAUCUCGGUCCUCGCAGGCGCCUACUACGCCAUCGGCCUGCCCGAACGGUACCACUACGAGUUGAUCCCGCACGCCUUCCUCUUGCCCGCCCAGGUGCAAACCCUGCUCAAGAAUGCGACGACGCUCAGCGACAAUGCGCGCAUGGCGCUCGGCCAGCUCGGUAGCUGCUACUCGUUGAUCAUGCUCAACUCGCUCCUCCUCUUCUACGCCUUCCGCAAGCACCUCUCGUCCCAGCCCGCCGUGCUCGAAAAGAUGGUCUACUACCUCAUCGCCGUCCUCGGCAUCGCCGAUUGGUCGCACAUCCUCCUCACCCUCUACCUCCUUCCCAAUGGACCUCCCUCGCCCCGCAUCCUCCUCCUCUCGUCCAAGGCGACUUGGCACGACAAACUCGUCCUCCUCGCCCAGCCCAGCAGCUGGAACAGCCUCCUCUUUGGCAACAUCAUCAUCACCUUUAUCCUCUUCUGCUUCCGAGCUCUGUGGUGGUUCGGCGUCGCUCGUGGUUCCCCCAUCGCCGACCAGAAAAGGGCGGCGGCGGCCAAGCAAAAGGCGACUUGA